UGAAGAAGAAAAACAAGGAAUAAAAGAUUUCUUAUCUAAUUAGGGUUUUAGUAGCUCCUCCGACUUGUGAACAAACUGAACACUCCUUUGUAGCAAAAUUACCCACAAUUCAUAGCGCGGUCGUUAGUAAUGAAUGGAAGAUUUGCUAAUUGUUGCUAACGUUACCAUUGUACGAGCGUUACGGCUAAUGUUAUAAUCUGAGAAGUCUCUGCUAAAGUCUCCAUUGUCCCUGAUUCCACGCUGUAUACAACGACGAUGUCUGCAGAGGAACCAACAUUUAAAAAGCUGAAACUAGCGGGACAUACAAUCAGACAAAAUGGGCUGUUUGGCAUGGGAAAUCCUUUGCUUGACAUUUCUGCGGUAGUGGACAAGGACUUCCUUGACAAGUAUGGGCUGAAACCAAAUGACCAGAUUUUGGCUGAAGACAAGCACAAAGCCCUGUUCGAUGAAAUCGCCAAGAAGUCCAAAGUAGAAUACCAUGCCGGUGGCUCCACCCAGAACUCCGUUAAAAUCGCACAGUGGAUGCUCCAGCAGCCGCACAAGGUGGCCACGUUCUUCGGCUGCAUCGGCAAGGACAAGUUCGGCGAGAUCCUGAAGAAGAAGGCGGAGGAGGCCCACGUGGAUGCUCGCUACUUCGAGCAGAGCGAGGAGCCCACCGGGACCUGCGCCGCCUGCAUCACCGGCGACAACAGGUCCCUUGUCGCUAAUUUGGCAGCUGCAAAUUGUUACAAGAAAGAACAGCAUCUAGACCUGGAGGAUAACUGGAUGCUGGUGGAAAAGGCCAGAGUGUAUUACAUUGCAGGUUUCUUCCUGACGGUGUCCCCGGAGUCAAUCCUGAAGGUGGCGAAGCACGCUUCGGAUAACAACAAGGUCUUCAGCUUGAAUCUGUCAGCCCCGUUCAUCAGUCAGUUCUUCAAGGAGCCCAUGAUGAAGGUUAUGCCGUACGUCGACAUCUUGUUCGGGAAUGAAACGGAGGCUGCCACUUUCGCCAGGGAGCAAGGCUUUGAGACAGAAGAUAUUAAGGAGAUCGCACGGAUGGCCCAGAGCCUGCCGAAGGUGAACGAGAAGAGGCAGAGGAUCGUGGUUUUCACUCAGGGAAAGGAUGACACUGUGGCCACCAAAGGUGACAAGGCGGUGGCGUACCCCGUGCUGGACAUCGAUCAGGACGACAUCGUGGAUACGAACGGAGCCGGGGAUGCUUUUGUGGGAGGCUUCCUGUCGGCGCUGGUGCAGGAGCAUCCUCUGGAGGAGUGCAUCCGGGCGGGACACUACGCCGCCAACGUCAUCAUCCGACGCGUGGGCUGCACUUUCCCCGAGAAGCCAGACUUCCACUAACCCCUCUCUCCUGACGUUUUUUGUGGGACCGCAACCUGUUUUCUCGUUUUAAGAAAAAAAGAAAAAAAAAAAGAAAAGAAAGAUCUCCUUCCCUCUCUCACUGCCUGCCUGGAGAUUCCUGUCUCUAUUCCAUGUGUACAAUUAUGAGGGCUUCACCCUGCAGCUGGUCAUGGUGUGUGUAAUUGUGUGAAUGAACUUGACUUAAUGAACUCGCGUUUACAGAGGAAAUUAAUCUAUUACUUAAAGAUCUUAAAAGGUUUUUUUGUAGAAGACAUGUUUUAUGAAUACUGACUUUUUUGGUUUUUUUCCUUCCUCUGUGUUGCAUUUCGACAUAGAAUUCACAUCUGAUCAUGUUGUCAUAUCGAGUACAUUCAUACAUUUUACUUAAGUGACAGGAUUGACACAAAAGUAAAUUCACUCUGGGGAGUUAAUCAAUGACAUGCUGUAGAUUUUUUUUAAAGAAUAUUUAUUGAAAUAAUGUAGUGCGACUGAAUGCUUAACAUUUGGUGCGGGAGUAUUUGUUAAUGUAUUCUUUUCUCAAUAUGCCAAAUUAGUUACUCAGAGUGCACACUUUUACACUCUACUGCUGGAAUAUCCUUUUGCUGUACAUUCUCAAGCUGGGAUCCCUCUGCAUGCUACAUCCUAUUUCAAUGUCCUGUCAUCAAACUGACUCAAUAAACUGUACGGUAUUGUGACCACA
Messenger RNA from Conger conger (European conger), 2035 nucleotides. RefSeq names its product adenosine kinase-like. The transcript is spliced from 11 exons. Gene Ontology annotation, molecular function: adenosine kinase activity. Gene Ontology annotation, biological process: purine ribonucleoside salvage. NCBI's taxonomy places the organism in Eukaryota, Metazoa, Chordata, Actinopteri, Anguilliformes, Congridae. The coding region runs from base 256 to 1335 and encodes 359 amino acids. The record is from RefSeq and is a predicted model, not a curated record. Gene Ontology annotation, cellular component: cytosol; nucleus.